UAUCUCCUAGUGAAGGCCACGUUGGUGUUACGCCUGGUGUUCAGAGCGCUAGUGCACAGGCAAAGCCUUUCACCAUGCCUCACUUUGACCCGUUGUCUGCCCAGUCCUCUCCUACAGGCUCUAGGUUAGAUGCCAGAAUAAAAGUGGCUCGUCUCCAGUGGGAGAAGGAGGAGCGUGAUAGGGAUUUUCAGCUCAGGAGGGAGCUGGAGGCAGACACUGCUGGAGCUCCAGGCAGCUGUGGUGGGUGACUCUGCUGUUACACAGUCUGGUCCUGCUGCCUCCUUCGACGUGGAGGACCAGCGGCAGGUCACGGUGUUACGAGACAGUGGUUCACAGUCGUUCAUCCUUGCCAGUGUUCUGCCCUUGAGUGCUGAGUCUGCCUGUGAUGCAAGUGCCAUGUUGCUGUGCUGCCCAAGUUUCCUGUCGAGUGGAUUUCAUAAUGGUCAGCAGGAGACCGUCGCUCACAGACAGCGAGUCUAUAAAGGGCAGCGCCUCCUCUCUCCCCCUGUAUCUCCUCCUGUCUCUCAUCAUGGCUCCGGUUCUCCUGCUGGUUCUGCUCGGCCUGGUUCGGCUCGGCUCGGCUCAGCCGGUGGAUCUGAAGAAGCUUCAAACCGCUCUGCAGGAUCUGCAAGUCGAGAGGCGAGAGAUGAGCUUGCGUCUGGACAUGGCUGAGAGGGAACUGAAGAGAGUGAAAGAAACCCCUAAAGUUGCGUUCGCCGCCUCGCUGGGAGGAAACGGCCUGGUGAAGGCGACCAGCGGAAACAAAAACCUCGUCUACACGGACCUGCUGACCAACGUCGGGGGGGCUUACAACGCCAACACAGGUGAGUUCACGGCCCCGAUUCGUGGAGUUUACUACAUCCGCUUCACCGCCAACGCCCCCUCCAACUUCCCCAUGAGCGCCGUGCUUUACAAGAACAACAACCGCAUCGAGCUGAUCGCCCACGAGCAGCCGGGGGGCGAGGGCAGCGACACGGCGUCCAACGGCGCCGCCCUGAUGCUGGAGGAGGGCGACAAACUGAAGAUGAUGCUGUGGACCAACACUCAGAUCUGGGACAACAGCAACCACCACAGCACCUUCAGCGGCUUCCUGCUGUUCUCAAUGGUGGACGACCCUCCAAAAGAGUUUGACGCUGAAGCCGAGAUGAAGACCCUUGAGGUUUCUCUGAUGCAGCUUCAGGCAGAAAACAGAGGCAUCCUAGAGAGACUGAACAGCACAGAGAGCGAGCUGAAGACCAUGAGAGAUGUACCGAAGGUGGCGUUUGCCGUCUCUCUCGGAGGUAACGGCCUCGUGAAGGCGACGUCAGGAAGCAAAACUCUCAUCUACAAAGACGUCAUGACAAACAUCGGACAGGCGUACAACUCUGAGACCGGUGAGUUCACGGCCCCGAUUCGUGGAGUUUACUACAUCCGCUUCACCGCCAACGCCCCCUCCAACUUCCCCAUGAGCGCCGUGCUUUACAAGAACAACAACCUCAUCGAGCUGAUCGCCCACGAGCAGCCGGGGGGCGAGGGCAGCGACACGGCGUCCAACGGCGCCGCCCUGAUGCUGGAGGAGGGCGACAAACUGAAGAUGGUGCUGUGGACCAACACUCAGAUCUGGGACAACAGCAACCACCACAGCACCUUCAGCGGCUUCCUGCUGUUCCCCCAGUGAGCGCCGACUGGGAGGAACCUUUAAGACGACUUGAUUCAUUCACAUCUAAUGUACAAAUGAAUCAAAUAAAAAGCAGCUCGUCUAAAUCAUUACAACUCAAGGACUCAGUGUUUUUGUGGCUCCGUCUUAAAUAUUACAGUCUCGUAGCGGUGGGAAUCUUUCCAUGAUGUUGUUGGAAAGAUGUUCACAAAGUCUAUUUUAGUCACACUAUUAAUGAUCAGUUUGUUUACAACCAAAGUCCCUUUGCUCCUCUCCCACCGAUCUUAUUAACAACUUCAUUUUUCUCUGGGA
This is a messenger RNA of Trematomus bernacchii (emerald rockcod), 1948 nucleotides long. RefSeq lists its product as uncharacterized. Gene Ontology annotation, molecular function: protein binding. The transcript is spliced from 11 exons. The record is from RefSeq and is a predicted model, not a curated record. Lineage: Eukaryota; Metazoa; Chordata; Actinopteri; Perciformes; Nototheniidae. The coding region runs from base 386 to 1657 and encodes 423 amino acids.